Molecule: messenger RNA, 1576 nt
Organism: Ooceraea biroi (clonal raider ant)
Lineage: Eukaryota; Metazoa; Arthropoda; Insecta; Hymenoptera; Formicidae
Product: protein Tube-like
Source: RefSeq, a predicted model, not a curated record
CAUAUGAAAUGUGAAAUCUUGAAAUGAUUUUAAAACCUUCCUGAAAGCUUUCUGUAUUAAUCGGUUGCUGUAUGGGUUGUAGCUUUCUAAACAUUUUUAUUUUUUUUAUCUUUAUUACUUUUUUUACGAUAUGAGUUCAAAGAUUUAGAAUUUAAAUUUGAGAGUUUGCCGUAAACCGACAUACUCUAGAGCUCGGCAAGAUUUGCACGCGAUGGCCGAUUUUCAGCUAGCUCCACCUUCCGCUAUUCUCCUUACCUCGGGGUUCAGAGUGCAGCCUACAAGCUGCUCGAGGCUCAGGAUCGUAUGAUAUGCAUAUAUCAGCGUAUAUUUCCAAUAGCUUUCCACGUCACCCGUGAAGUACUAUUAUUGACGUGUUUUUUUGUUACUUUUGACGUGUUUCAAAGAUUGCACACGCAUCGCUUGAAGUAAUGGGUCCUACUAUCACAAAAUCAUCGAAAUUUGAAGAUUUUAUUGAUAUAUGCAUGUCAUACGGUCCUGAGCCACGAGCAGCUUGUCGGCUACGCGCGGGACCCCGAGGUGAGGAGAAUAGCAAGAGAUAUUUGCUAUUAACAAUGUCCUGUGCUUGUGUGUGUGUAAAUACGGAAAUACAAGAUUUGAAACCUGCCGAGCUGCACACAUUAGGAAUUAUAUUAAACUAUUCUGAUUCCUGGAAAAAAUUAAUGGUCAUCGUUCCUGCAGAAAGAAAUGGUUUUAAAUUUAAUAAUCAACAUGUUAGCAUAAUUGAACAAGCAACAGAAACCGAUGAUCGUAAUGCAGCGGAAAUAUUUAUAGAUGAAUGGAGCACUAUGGGAAAAAAGGCACCAACAUUAGGAUUAUUACUGGACCUUCUCAUAAAAGCAGAAUUAGUAGCUGCUGAUUAUGUAUCAUGUGAUAUAUUAAAACAAGAAAAACCAAAGAGACCAGAUAAAGGUCCAGCUGCUCCUAUUGAUAUAAGUGAUUCAUUUAUAGAGAAAUUAUUAGAGGAGCACCAAAUGUUACAACACAGUGUACCUACCGAUCCUGUGAUGUCAGAAUCAAACUUAAUAUUCAAUCAAGAGAUGUGUCUUGGUGAUAAGGCAGAUAAUGAUUUAAUAAAUUCAGUACUACGAACACUUGUGAAGCAGUGAACAACUACGUGGAACACACAUUUGCUUCAACACCUAGAUCUGAUCCUGCAAAAAUUAAGAAAAAGAUAAGCGAUUCAGUAGAACAACAGUCACCGAACGUAGCAACUCAUUACUACGAAUACAAGGAAGUAUCCUCUCAAGAAAUACCAGUAUUUCUUAAUAAUUAUAAACAAUCCGCGCUAAGUAGUGAAAUACUUAAUUCAUCUAAUAUUCCACUUUGUUUAAAAGAUUUAUCUUUAGAAUAAUAUAAAGUUUUAAGAAAUAUUAUGUGCAAUUUUAUGUAAUGCAAUAUAAAUACAGUAAUAAAUACAACAUGAAUAUUUCAACAUUUUUAAUAAACACAACUAAGAAAGAUAUUAAAUAUUAAAAUACAAUACUAAUCUGGACCGGAAUUAUAAUACACAUAUUUAGCAAAGAUCAAAUUCGAAAACUGCUAAGCAGAAAAAAAA